Myxocyprinus asiaticus (Chinese sucker) is the source of this 3233-nucleotide messenger RNA. Its product is annotated as procollagen galactosyltransferase 2-like. The transcript is spliced from 12 exons. Gene Ontology annotation, molecular function: procollagen galactosyltransferase activity. The coding region runs from base 180 to 2021 and encodes 613 amino acids. The record is from RefSeq and is a predicted model, not a curated record. NCBI's taxonomy places the organism in Eukaryota, Metazoa, Chordata, Actinopteri, Cypriniformes, Catostomidae.
UGUCCAGGGAGAAGGGUGUGAAAAUGGGGAGGGAACCCUCUUUCGUCAAUAGGUAACCCCUCUAAAACCUCUCCACCUCUCUCGACCCAGCCCUCUCUCUUUUCUGCCUCCACUUACCCAAAUCUCAUUACGAGCCUCCGCGCUGCUCAGGCUGUGAUAGCGGUGUCCAACAGGCAGAGAUGCCGGGUGUGGGAUUCGUGAGGGUGGCUGUGCUGUGCGCUCUGGUUGCGCAAAACUGCCGUGCGGAGCUCACGACUCCCGUGCAGGACCCGAAACUCGUGCCCGAAUCCUCCCUGCUCAAGCCUAAAGUCAUGAUCGCGAUUCUGGCUCGGAAUGCGGCGCACAGCCUGCCGUACUACCUGGGCUGCAUUGACAGACUGGACUACCCGAAGGAUCGGAUUGCGAUAUGGGCUGCAACAGAUCACAAUGUGGAUAACACCACUGCCAUGCUGAGAGAAUGGUUGAAGAACAGGCAGAGCAGAUAUCAUUAUGUGGAGUGGAGGCCCAUGGAGGAACCAAGGUCAUACACAGAUGAGUGGGGGCCGAAGCACUGGGCCCCGUCUCGUUUCAACCAUCUGAUGAAGCUCAGACAGGCAGCACUGAAGGCUGCACGAGAACGCUGGGCUGAUUAUAUACUGUUUGUUGACAGUGAUAACCUACUAACAAACCCACGGGUGUUAGAUCUAUUGAUGGCAGAGAAUUUGACAUUGGUGGCACCCAUGUUGGAUUCCCGAUCCCUCUACUCAAACUUCUGGUGUGGUAUUACUCCUCAGGGUUAUUACAAGCGUACCCCAGACUACCAGCCUAUCCGGGAAUGGAAGCGUUUGGGGUGUUUUUCGGUGCCCAUGGUGCAUUCCACCUUCCUUCUGGAUCUGAGACGUAGUGGCACACGGGAGCUGGCCUUCUACCCACCUCAUCCUGACUACAGCUGGGCGUUUGACGAUAUCAUGGUCUUUGCAUUCUCGGCUCGACAAGCUGGUGUACAGAUGUACGUGUGUAACAGAGAGCACUACGGUUUCCUGCCUGUACCUCUGAAAGCCCAGCAAAGUGUGGACGAUGAGAAGGAGAGUUUCACACACACUAUCACUGAAGCCUUUAUCGAUCAUAAUGUAAAAUCCUCAGAAUUCCUCUUCGCUCCUCUUAAACCCCAGGACAAGAUGGGCUUUGAUGAGAUCUUUCUUAUUAACCUGAAACGAAGGUUAGACCGGAGGGAGCGGAUGUUGAACACCCUGGCAGUGCUGGGACUUGAGGCCUCUGUGUUUUAUGCUGUAGAUGGGAAGGCUCUGAACACAUCUCAGCUACAAGCUCUACAUAUAGAGAUGUUACCGGGGUAUAAGGAUCCAUACUCCGGGAGGGUGCUGACGCGCGGAGAGAUCGGCUGUUUCCUCAGCCACCACUUCAUCUGGAAACAGGUGGUGGAGAGGGGUCUACAGCGUGUGCUGGUGUUGGAGGAUGACGUGAGAUUUGAGCCUCGGUUUAAGGGGAGGUUGCAGAUCAUCAUGGAGGAUGUUGAAAAAGCUCAGCUGGACUGGGACCUCGUAUAUGUGGGUCGUAAGCGAAUGCAGGUGGCCAAGCCAGAGGUGUCCGUAGAAGGUGUGAAUAACCUGGUAGAAGCUGAUUACUCAUACUGGACUCUAGGUUACGCUCUUUCACAGCAGGGGGCCAAGAAGCUCCUGGCUGCUCAGCCACUUGGCAAGAUGCUCCCUGUGGAUGAGUUCCUACCAGUCAUGUUCAACAAACACCCAAAUACGGCAUACAUGUCUCACUUUGAUCCCAGGAAUCUACUUGCUUUCUCUGUUGAGCCAUUGCUGUUGUACCCAACACAUUAUACGGGUGAGCCGGGUUACUUCAGCGACACGGAGACAUCUACUAUUUGGGAUGAUGAAGCAGUCAGCACGGACUGGGACAGAAAAUAUGCCCAAAAAACUGCCCAGCAGGGACAAAUACGCUCUGUCGCCCAGAACAGUGUCACCGGAGACACACCGCCACCUGCGUCCCGAGCCUCGCGUGAUGAACUCUAAGAGGAGAAAUCACACACCCAUAAACACACAAUUUUGAACUACACAACUGACUGACACAUAGACAGCUCCCUCCUCAAUGUCCACCAGUCCCCGCCUCUUUGGCGACACAUCAGCCAAUAGCAUGACAGCUAUUUAUUUCAUCAUGCCUUCCACAGACAUUGAGGGACCAAACUGUCCCUGUUGGACACUUAAAAGCCUUGUCGGAUGAGAACACCAUACAAGGACAGGACAGAGACCGACUCAUGGGAGUUACAACAUUUGGGUUUAAAAGAACAAUACCUGUGCAGAGGAAUUUUUAUUUAAAAAUGUUUGUUUUUUUAUAUAUAUGGUUUUAUGUUGUAAAUAACAGAUAUGAUUUAAGGGCAGUGUAAGAAAUAAAAGAAUCCUAUAGCCUUUCACUAUUUUCAAACCAAGUAAACGUCAAACAAUUGCUCAGUCAUGAAAAUUGCGAAAAGCUAAAUGGAUAUUGCAAGCAGUUGGCAUUGUGCUCUUCAUGAUAAAGAGUAUCAUUAAAAUCUCUUGUAAAUGCCAUUUAUGUGUACAGUAUUAUGUUAAGGAGCCUAAAAUUAAGAGGUAUUGGAGAAAAUAUUACCCACAUUUUAAGUACUCCCUUUACCAAACUGCUUAAAUAUGUCCUUUCUUGUUCUGGACCAAUGUAGAAAAAGCAUAUCUUUGCAUUCAGUUUACAACUGCAUCUAGAACAUGUUAAAUUGUCAUGGAAGGAGAGAGUUUAACUGAUUUAUACAUAUAUAUAUAUAUAUAUAUGUUUCUCAUGAUCUUAAAAACCUUUUGAUCUGAAGGUGUAUGCGUAAAUACAAAAAUAUAAUUGUGCCACCAUAUUAAUUUAUUUCGCUAUAAAAUUCAAAUUUAAUAAUAAAAAAAAAGGUUUUUGAAAUUGAUGACUUGGACCAAAUAAUAAAGAAAAGCAGCCAAUAAGUGCCCAGCAUAUAGAUUGGAACUCCUUCAAUACUGUUUAAAAAUCAUCCCAGGGUGAUACCUCAAGAAUUUGGUUGAGAAAAUGUCAAGAGUACAUGUCUGCAAAUUCUAGGCAAAGGGUGACUACUUUGAAGAUGCUAAAAUAUAACACAGUUUUGAAUUAUUUUGGAUUUUGUUUAGUCACAACAUAAUUCCCAUAGUUCCAUUUAUUUUAUUCCAUAGUUUUGAUGACUGUAUUAUUUUAAAAUGUGAUUUUUUUUUUUUUUUUUUUUUUUU